ACUGUCUCCUUCAGAAUCCCAACUUUACCCCGACUACAGAUCAGAGAGACGCCAACAUGAUGCUGUUCCUCUUCCUGUUUGCUCUGGCUCUGGGUGCUGUGUCUCCUUCAGGUGAACUUGAAGUGAAGCUGCUGCGUGGAAGCUGUCCCUCGUUCUGGUUCAGCUUUGACGGCCGCUGCUACAAGUACGUUUCUACACUACUGUCCUGGGCUGAUGCUGAGCUCUACUGUGUGUCACAGGGAGCCAAUCUGGUGUCUAUCUACAAUGAGGGAGAACAUAAUUUUGUCAGAUCCUUGGUCCGGAACUUUGACCAUGCUGAGGGACGAGCAUGGAUUGGACUUAGUGACGCUCACAAGGAAGGAAACUGGAUGUGGUCCGAUGGUUGUGCAGUGAAAUUCACCUUUUGGAAUUCUGCACAGCCAGAUAAUGGUGGAGGACGUGAACACUGUGUUCACAUUAAUUAUGGAACACUCAUGAGAUGGAAUGACGUGCCUUGUACUGUAACUUAUCCCUCUGUUUGUGCAACACGCAAAGCUACCUGUUCUUAACAAUUCUUCAACAUGAUUCCUUAUGAUGCUCUGACAUACAUCCUAAACAAACAUAAAAAUGUGCACUUGUACGUUUGUAUGCAGAACUCUUGUAUUGACUUAUUAUUAUUAUUAUAUAGAAAGAUGAUUUAAAUCCUUACAUUUGUACACUGUGCAUGUAUUUGUUUUUCAUGUGUUUUGGGUGCAUAGUAAUGUAGAAGAAUACCUUUGACUCUACCAUAUUUGUCUGACAGCUUUAGUUCCUAAUUAUUUUUCCAGUCAAAAUGUUCCAAAUCCAUGAAUCUCAAAAUGUGGUCUUAUCUAUGUUUUGUUGUCAAUGGAAACAUUUCAAGUGUUGAUUUAUGGUUUAGGAAAAAUCUCCUUAAUGAUGUAAAGAUGUAUAAAACAGACACUAAUUAAACCAAAUCAACCUCUGGAUGAUUAAAUUAUUCCUGUUGAAAACGUUUGCUCAUGUACAUAAUUUGUUGAUAAUAAAACUAUGAUAAAACAAUCAA
Molecule: messenger RNA, 1042 nt
Organism: Solea senegalensis (Senegalese sole)
Lineage: Eukaryota; Metazoa; Chordata; Actinopteri; Pleuronectiformes; Soleidae
Product: lactose-binding lectin l-2-like
Exons: 1
Coding region: 57-548 (163 amino acids)
Molecular function (GO): signaling receptor activity
Source: RefSeq, a predicted model, not a curated record